UUUAUUAAUGGAACGCAGCUGUGGACCCAUAAUCAUCUCUCUUACCAGUGACAGGUUGCCAAAUGUAGAUAUGUUUAUCUGUCCAUAUCUUGUUUCUUGUCCAAGAGUCCAUUACUCUCCACCAUUUCAACAUUAAUGGAGUCCUUUUCAAAAGCAUUCAAUUAAGUAAUUAAUCGACACAAGAAUGGGAAAGUUUUCAGCAGCUCAUACAUCAUGUUCAACUUCAUUCCACAACUAUUUUUUGGUGCCCAAAUUGAAUGGAGGAAUAUUCUUCUUCUCCCAGGCAAAAAAAUGGAGGUCGUCACAGCAACUGAUUGUGAAAUCUCAGUUGAUUAAUAAUGCUACUACUUACUCUUCCAGAAUUAGCACUGAUAUUCCUCUCUAUGAAACCCCCGGGGCUUGCUUUGAUCGAUAUCUGGAGAAUAAGCCUAGAGUUUUCAAGGCCAUUUUUCCUGACAAAAGAAGGAGCCACCAACUCAAUCAGGAAGAGUGGAGAAUUCACAUGCUACCCAUAGAGUUCCUGUUGAUCACUGUGUGGCCAGUUAUUGAUAUGAGAUUGAGAUGUAAAUCCAAAGGAGUCGAGUACCCACUGGGGGUCCCUCAUAAUGUUUCUAAGGUUCUUGAACUCGACAUAAUAAGAUGGGAGCUUCAGGGUCUGGAUGAUGUGCUGAAGCCAUCUGAGUUCUCACUUGGUGUAAAAGGGUCUCUUUACCCCGAUCGAAAUGGACCGCAGAGCAGGCUGAAAGGUCAACUACAGAUGAGUAUUAGCUUUGUUCUUCCACCAAUGCUAGCUUUGGUCCCUGAAGCUGUUCGUAGAGAUGUUGCAGAGUCGGUACUAAGGGGACUACUGCAGAACAUGAAGAGUAAAGUAAAUGGUAGCUUGCUUUCGGAUUACACUGAAUUCAAGAGGGAAAUGCAGAACAACUUGUUAGUCUGAACAGAAUUUAUAAUUUUAAAAUUUUGUUAAUUUUAUUCAUGGGUAUUUCGACAAAUUUACAUGAAAAGUAUUCCCAUAA
Messenger RNA from Solanum dulcamara, 1016 nucleotides. RefSeq lists its product as uncharacterized. The transcript is spliced from 5 exons. NCBI's taxonomy places the organism in Eukaryota, Viridiplantae, Streptophyta, Magnoliopsida, Solanales, Solanaceae. The record is from RefSeq and is a predicted model, not a curated record. Bases 185 to 937 code for a protein of 250 amino acids.